CUUGAGUCACACCAAUUACUCCUUCCUUCACUCCCACUCAUCUUCUUCUUGAGUCACACCAAUUUUUAUUGAAAAUUUGAAGAAGAAGGAGAAGGAGAAAGAUGUACGAGGCACAACAACAUUUUGUAGAACUACAGGACAAUGCAAGUGGUUUUAGGAAUGGGGACCCUAAUUCAUGGCUUUCAGGGGAUCCCACCUUAUCCCCUACUCACCGUCGGAAUCACCCUUCUUCCGUUGCCGGCUCCAAUGUCGAUCGCGACCUUUUCAAGGACCUCGUCGAGAUCGUCCCUCUUGUUCAGUCUCUUAUUGAUCGUAAAGCAAACAGUUCAUUUACGCGUCGUGGCUCAAUGAUCUACACUAAGACGCCUUCUAGGGUAUCACUAUCCAAAAAGGUGUCUGACCUAAAGGGGAGGAAUGCAGCUCAACCUAUUCCAACUAGAAAGAAAAGGGAGCUGGGAGAGAAGAAUGGUACUAAUAAUCCAGAAGCUGAGGGCUUUUCAAUUUUUUCAUCAAAGGGUUUGACAGCAGAUGACAGAGAAGAGUUGGAGCUACUGAAGGGACAGGUGGAAGAUCUGCAAAGGAAAUUGUUGGAAAAAGAUGAAUCUUUAAAAUCAGCAGACGAUUUGAAGAACCAAAUGAGUGCUAUUUAUGCACAACUUGAUAAUCUAAAGCUUCAAACUUCAGAGAAGGACUCUUUCAUCAAGUCUACACAGCAACAACUCUCUGAUGCAAAGAUUACACUUGCGGACAAACAAGCUGCACUGGAGAAGAUACAGUGGGAAGCUAUGACAUCCAAUACGAAAGUGGAGAAGCUCCAGGAAGAGCUAAACUCAGUGCAAGGGGAUAUUUCAUCAUUUAUGUUACUGUUUGAGGGGUUGCUGAAAACUGAUCCUGGUCAUUAUGCUGAAGACUAUGACAUCUCUCCCUGUAAUUUGGACAGUCUUCCUUGUAUAGAUGAUUUGGAUGAGAUGGAAAUGCAUAAAAUGGAAGAAGCUAGAAAAGCUUACGUGGCUGCGGUUGCUGCUGCGAAAGAAAGAAAAGAUGAAGAGUCCAUUGCUUCUGCUGCUCGUGCAAGGUUACACCUUCAAGGAUUUGUUUUCAGAAAAAGUUCAGUUGGGGGGAUGCAAUGAGUGCUGUUUAAUGAGGUUUUACACUGGCAGCUUUUGGUAAGAACAAGUUCACACAUUGUUUUAUUUGUCGAACAAAGUGAUAUGUAUUGGUGUGUUGUAACAUUGUGCAUGAUUAAAUAGGGUCACAAAAUGUUAAAAAUAGAAAAGAAAAAGUGUUGCUUGUGUAACCUGUGCUACAUUGUGAAUCUUAGCUAAGCUAGCCAAACUGUUGAACCAGCUUCAGUCUCUGAUUACUAUAUAAGCAUUUAGCGAAAAUAGGUUUAGUAAAGUCUUGUUGAGUUGUCUAAGACUGACAUGGGUUUUAACAGUACUCAUAAGUGCAUGGUUGUAACCAAUGGUUGUAUGGUUACAGUUGGUAAAGGGUAAAAACAAAACACACACACAUUGUCUCAAGUUGCACCUUGAAAUAUGAAAUGUGACAAACCGUACACUGA
Messenger RNA from Humulus lupulus (European hop), 1564 nucleotides. Its product is annotated as protein MICROTUBULE BINDING PROTEIN 2C. Gene Ontology annotation, molecular function: microtubule binding. Lineage: Eukaryota; Viridiplantae; Streptophyta; Magnoliopsida; Rosales; Cannabaceae. Bases 102 to 1130 code for a protein of 342 amino acids. The transcript has 5 exons. Gene Ontology annotation, biological process: plasmodesmata-mediated intercellular transport. The record is from RefSeq and is a predicted model, not a curated record.